GCGUCAUAAACUAAUACAGGAACAAAGAGGUUAUUGUAUCAACCACAUGGUGCGUGUGUACGUGUAUCUAAAAGAAAGUUGUGCUGCUGAAUUCAAGAAUGAAAGUCAAGGAACUGUCCCGCAUAGCUAACGUGGCAUGGAGCCCUUCGUCUCUCAACAAGAUUCACCUGGCUUGUGGCACUGUAGCUCAGCAACUGGAUGCCACGUUCAGCACUAAUGCCAAGCUGGAGGUGUUUGAUCUGGAUCUUGCUACCUCUGGACUGGAAAUGCCACUAGUAGGAGCAGUUGACUCUCCACAGAGGUUUCACAAGAUAGUGUGGAGUGGUCAUAUGACGGAUGAGCCCAGUGGACUCAUCAUUGGAGGCUCUGAUAAUGGAUUACUGACAGUGUGGAGCGCUGCAAAAGUAGCCGCAAGUUCAUCGGACGAUGCUCUCGUUCAUCAGACCUCACAACACACUGGAGCAGUCCGUACUUUAGACGUUAACCCUUUCCAACCUAACCUCCUCGUCUCGGGCGCUGGAGAGUCGGAGAUCUUCAUCUGGGACCUGAACAAUCUGACCACACCCAUGAGUCCAGGAAACAAGAUCCACCCCCUCGAGGACAUCAGUGGCGUCGCUUGGAACAGACAGGUACAACACAUUAUGGCGUCUACGUGCCCUGGGGGCAAGUCGGUGGUGUGGGACCUUCGUAAGAACGAGCCCAUCAUCCAGGUGACUGACUCGAGCUCCAAGGUGCGCUGCAGUGGCAUUGCCUGGCACCCUGACAUUGCCACUCAAAUGGUCACCGCCUCCAGUGACGACAGGGCACCCAUUAUUCAGAUGUGGGAUCUUCGGUUUGCCACUGCCCCUAUGAGAGUGUUGGAGGCCCACUCCCGAGGAGUGCUGUCUGUUGCCUGGUGUCAGCAAGACUCUGAUCUCCUCCUCUCAGCAGCCAAGGACAACCAGGUCCUCUGCUGGAACCCUAACACGGACCAGCCAGGGGGAGAGGUGGUGUAUGAACUGCCUGGGACGUCUCAGUGGAUAUUCGAGUGUGGAUGGUGCCCUCGCAAUCCUGCCAUCAUCAGCACCGCCUCCUUUGAUGGUCAUGUGACUAUGUACUCCCUACUUGGUGGAGGGGGCGUGUCCAAUGAAGUGGAUCAAGCCCCUCCUACAAAAGUGGACGCUGACGACGUAUUUGCUGGACUAGCAUCGGCCGCUCGCGCCCAGUCUGUUGCCAAAGAGAUAGCCCCCCUCAAGAUCCCCCCUAAGUGGCUGAGAAGGCCGUGUGGAGCCCGCUUUUCCUUUGGUGGUAAGCUGGUAUCGUUUGGCAACACGAGAGGACCCAACACUCGGAAGGUGGUAAAUCUGAGCCAGGUGGUGACUGAGCAUGAGCUGGUGCAAAGGUCAAACAGUCUAGAACAAUCGUUGUCACAGCAACAGUUCGGGGAGUUUUGUGAGAAUAAAUCACAAGACAGCUCCAGCGAAUAUGAAAAAAACCUCUGGAACUUUUUAAAGGUGACCUUUGAUAAUGAGCCACGUCGCCAGUACCUACGGUUGUUGGGAUACGAUACUGAUGAGCUGGCUAAAAAGUUCUCCACCUGGACCAAGAUAAGUGGGGGGUCGUCCCUACAGUCUGCAGGGGGUCUAGAUGUUAACGAGCUCUCUCAGAAGCUGGCCACCAUCCCCUUGGAGGGGGUGGAGCCUAGUGAUACCUCCUCCACUGCCCCCAUGUUCGGCUCUGAGGUGGACGAGACUGUGUUUGAUGGUCUCUCCAAUGACCCGUCUGCCCAACAUUCUAAGAGGGCCUCCACCACCACCUCCGUCCCCCAGGGGGUCACCCCACCCCCUACCAUCAUCAUUCCUGACUUCUCCAUACCAACCAACUCUGACACUGAUGGCAUGCUGUCCAAGGCUCUUCUGGUAGGCAACUUUGAGGCUGCUGUGGACAUUUGUGUCAGUGUGGACAGAAUGGCUGAUGCUCUCCUUUUAGCAGUGGCCGGAGGAUCUGAUCUGCUCAAGAGGACACAGCAAGUCUACUUCCAGAAGAACCAGAACAAGGUGUCCAAGCUGAUAUCAGCUGUGAUUGGUCGUAACUGGACUGAGUUGGCACGAACUGCUAGUCUGGACAACUGGAGAGAGAUCCUCGCAGCACUUGUGACAUACGCUGGUCCAGAGGAGUUUGCCUCCCUCUGUGAUCUCCUUGGUGACCGAUUGGAGAGGGAGAUGGACGGGGCCUAUAAAGACAACGCUGCUCUCUGCUAUAUCUGCUCUGGGAAUGUGGACAAGUUUGUCCAGUGUUGGUCAGCUACUUCUGGUGGAGGCAAUGGUAUGGCUCUGCAGGACCUUGUGGAGAAGGUGGUGAUCCUACGCAAGGCUGUAGAGAGGGAGAGGAGACAACACACCACACCCACCAGCCAGGCCCUCGGCUCUAGAAUGAUGGAGUACUCCAGUCUCCUAGCAUCUCAAGGCUCGCUAGAGAUAGCGCUCAGGUACCUGCAGGAGAGCGGAGAAGCUCAGAACUCUUGUGCUGUGCUCUACGAUCGGCUGUACAAGGCGCAGAGGUCAAACUUGUCUCCGGCUCCAAAGUUUCCCUUCCCGUCUGUCAAUGUUUCCCCUCUUCAGCCAGUCUCUAAGUUAACCCCUUCUGAGCCAAAGCCAUCAAGCAAUCCAGCCACCAUGAGGUUAACUUCUGAGGCCAAUAACUCGUACAACACUGCACUAGGUCAACCGGGCCCUUCAGUAAGUCAGCCUGGCUUUGUUAAUCGCCAAGUCCCAACUAACCCUCCCAUCACUCAACCAAUGUAUAUGGCCUACCAAGGAGGGUUAUAUAACCCAGCAAGUGUGGUCUCAUCAGCGCCCCCUCAAGUUUCUCCACCCUCUCAGCCGGUGAUGGACCAGUACAACACUGACACUGCUGCCACCUGGAACGAUCCCCCUGCCCUCAAAACUAGGAAACCCCCCGGCUCUGUCCCUGGUCUAGCCCCGAUAAUGGCCCCGAUAAUGGCUCCUGUGAUGGCCCCCAUAGCCAACCCUGUGCAGCAGCCCCUCCCACAUUCUCCACCCACUCCACAGGACCUGCACCCCCCACAACCAUCACCAGUGCAGCCAACUCCUCCUCCCCCGGCUGUAGAGAAGGCUCCCAUUCCCCAAGAGCAUGUUCCCAUGGUGCAAGCAUUUGAGGGCAUGUUGGAGAGAUGCAGAGCUGCAGCUGCCAGCACUGCUGUGAAAAGGAAGCUAGACGACAUUUCAAAGAAGCUAGCCAUUCUCUGUGACCUGCUAAGAGCUUCUCAGCUGUCUCUUGAUGUACUGCAAGGUCUUCACGGAAUAGCUCAUGAUGUCCAGAGUCUCAACUACCCCUCAGGGCUGGCUAGAUACACACAGAUGGUGUCUGCGGGCAAUUUCUCCGAAAUCAGCAGCUUCAUGCCGGGUCUCAAGGCUCUCCUCCAGCUGGGCUCCCAGCUCAGGGUCUAGCCACCUGUAUAGAGGGACAGUGGAACUGUAAUAGUGCUGUGUUAUAUGAAUCAAUGAACUGAACAAUAAUUUAAUGUAUUGUACAUUCUACUUUCUAUCUCAGAAAUAGUUUUGAGAUUAUUAUUUUGUGCAACUAGAGGAAUCAAUGAAGAUACUAAUAUUAUCAACA
Molecule: messenger RNA, 3618 nt
Organism: Halichondria panicea
Lineage: Eukaryota; Metazoa; Porifera; Demospongiae; Suberitida; Halichondriidae
Product: protein transport protein Sec31A-like
Exons: 22
Coding region: 99-3449 (1116 amino acids)
Biological process (GO): endoplasmic reticulum to Golgi vesicle-mediated transport; endoplasmic reticulum organization; COPII-coated vesicle cargo loading
Cellular component (GO): endoplasmic reticulum exit site; COPII vesicle coat
Molecular function (GO): protein binding; structural molecule activity
Source: RefSeq, a predicted model, not a curated record